UUACAUUUUCCAGUCGGCACUCUCCUGGACCAGACGUGACUGACUGACUUCGGAGGGAGUGGACGAGGGCUCCCGCUGACUUUUGGCGUCACAUUUCCCCUCGACAUUUUUACCAUUAUACGUGUUUUUAUCUACCGGGAUCCGAGUGGACGGACUUGCUGCGUGUUGAUAAGGAUCAGGAAGCUGUGACAGCUGUGUUUAGUGGAAAGGAACAUGGCUUCCCAGGCUGAUUUGAUGGAGUUGGACAUGGCAAUGGAGCCAGACCGAAAGGCAGCAGUCAGCCACUGGCAGCAACAGUCUUACCUGGAUUCAGGCAUCCAUUCAGGGGCCACCACUACAGCUCCCUCACUCAGCGGGAAAGGAAAUCCUGAAGAAGAUGAUCUUGACAACAACCAGGCCAUUUAUGAGUGGGAGCAAGGCUUUAACCAGAAUUUUUCCCAGGAACAAGUCCAAGAUUUGGAUGGUCAGUAUGCCAUGACUCGUGCCCAGCGGGUGCGUGCAGCAAUGUUCCCAGAGACUCUUGAAGAGGGCAUGCAGAUCCCCUCCACACAGUAUGACACAGCAAAUCCUACCAAUGUUCAGAGGCUGGCAGAGCCUUCACAAAUGCUCAAACACGCUGUGGUCAAUCUGAUCAACUAUCAAGAUGACGCCGAGCUCGCGACCAGAGCCAUACCAGAACUUACCAAACUACUUAAUGACGAGGACCAGGUCGUAGUAAACAAAGCAGCAGUGAUGGUGCACCAAUUAUCAAAGAAAGAAGCUUCCCGGCACGCAAUCAUGCGUUCCCCUCAGAUGGUAUCUGCCAUCGUCAGGACAAUGCAGAACACAAAUGAUGUGGAGACAGCUCGCUGCACUGCAGGGACCCUCCACAACCUCUCCCAUCACAGAGAGGGUCUGCUGGCAAUCUUUAAAUCUGGAGGAAUCCCAGCUUUAGUCAAAAUGCUUGGUUCACCAGUAGACUCUGUCCUGUUCUAUGCCAUCACAACCCUCCACAACCUCCUGCUGCACCAGGAAGGAGCAAAGAUGGCCGUUCGCUUAGCUGGUGGGCUUCAGAAAAUGGUGGCCCUGCUGAACAAAACAAAUGUUAAGUUCCUGGCCAUCACCACAGAUUGUCUCCAAAUUCUGGCCUAUGGAAACCAGGAAAGCAAGUUGAUCAUCCUGGCUAGUGGAGGCCCACAAGCGCUGGUCAACAUCAUGAGGACUUACACUUAUGAGAAACUACUGUGGACCACAAGCAGAGUUCUUAAAGUCCUGUCGGUCUGCUCCAGUAACAAACCUGCAAUUGUAGAAGCUGGAGGCAUGCAGGCUCUAGGACUGCACUUGACAGACCCCAGCCAGAGACUAGUCCAAAACUGUCUCUGGACACUCAGGAACUUAUCAGAUGCUGCCACCAAGCAGGAGGGAAUGGAGGGUCUGCUGGGAACACUGGUCCAACUACUUGGUAGUGAUGACAUUAACGUGGUGACCUGUGCUGCUGGCAUCCUCUCUAACCUGACGUGUAACAACUACAAAAACAAGAUGAUGGUCUGCCAGGUUGGUGGAAUUGAGGCUCUGGUUCGCACAGUGCUACGGGCCGGAGACAGAGAAGACAUCACAGAACCAGCUAUUUGUGCCCUGCGUCACCUCACAUCUCGACACCAGGAUGCCGAGAUGGCUCAGAAUGCAGUCAGGCUGCAUUAUGGCUUGCCGGUUGUAGUCAAAUUGUUGCAUCCGCCGUCACACUGGCCACUUAUUAAGGCUACAGUUGGUCUGAUCCGUAACCUGGCGCUGUGCCCUGCAAACCACGCUCCUCUAAGGGAGCAAGGAGCCAUUCCUAGACUGGUUCAGCUGCUGGUCAGAGCUCACCAGGAUACGCAAAGGCGCACCAGCAUGGGAGGAACACAGCAGCAGUUUGUGGAGGGAGUUCGCAUGGAGGAGAUUGUGGAGGGCUGCACAGGAGCACUUCAUAUCCUGGCCAGAGACGUCCACAACAGAAUAGUCAUCAGGGGACUCAACACAAUUCCACUCUUUGUACAGCUCUUGUAUUCUCCCAUUGAGAACAUCCAGCGUGUGGCAGCAGGUGUCCUGUGUGAGCUGGCCCAGGACAAAGAGGCCGCAGAGGCCAUCGAGGCUGAGGGAGCGACUGCCCCACUCACCGAGCUGCUGCAUAGCCGCAAUGAAGGCGUUGCCACAUAUGCAGCAGCAGUUCUGUUCCGUAUGUCAGAGGACAAGCCUCAAGACUACAAGAAACGCCUCUCUGUAGAACUCACCAGCUCUCUCUUCAGGACGGAACCAAUGGCCUGGAAUGAAACUGGUGACCUCGGUCUGGACAUUGGUGCUCAGGGAGAGCCUCUGGGCUAUAGGCAGGACGACCCAAGCUACCGUUCCUUCCACUCUGGAGGUUAUGGCGGGGAUUCGAUGGGCAUGGAACCCAUGAUGGACCAUGACCUGGGUGGGAGCCACCACCCUGGUCAGGAUUAUCCCCCUGUGGAGGGGCUCCCUGAUCUGGGACAUACCCAGGAACUGAUCGAAGGCCUGCCACCUGGUGACUCCAAUCAACUGGCCUGGUUUGACACAGACUUGUAAAUACAAAGACCAACAUUACUCGACACUUUCUACUAGCUGUAUCAUGUGAUCUGGAUGAACCUGCAUCUUAAUUCGCCCACAUGGAGGAGGCGGGGUUUUAGAAAGUGCCUGACGAUGACCCAUCCUGUCUAUAAGAGCUCCAUUGGGACAAAUUUGAUAAGUGCGGUUCUGAACCCGGAGGAUGGUGGCUUGACUUCAAAUCCUGAUGCGUCACAUGGAUUUUGAUCAGUUUUAUUUUGGACAAAACAUUUUAUGUACUUUUACAUUUUUACUUUAUUUUUUUUUUUUGUUCGUACUUUUUUUUAAAUUAGUUUUCUUUCCUGAUUUCUAUUAUGGUACACAGUGCGUCGAGCUUGCUUUCCCCCCAUUCUGAAUUAUUAUACUCUUUUGUUUGUUUGUUUUUUCACAACUUUUUUGUAUUUUAAAUCGUAGUGUUUUAUUUUUAGUGGUAAUGCUCCAUCAAAGUAUCUGAUCACAUUUUAAAUGGUGUCCAAAACACUAAGGUUAAAUCAGUUGCAGUGUAACAUUGUGUAGCUUUUGUAUAAAACAUGAAUUGGAAGUUAUGGUCCAAAUAUCGAGCUAUUUUCUUGCUUUAAAGGUGGACACGUAAGGUGUCCCUGCUGUUCCAAAGGGGGUGUAGCAGACCUAGUUGGUGCGGGAGUGAUCUUAUUGGUCUGUUACUCGGCGGGUGGGGGUAGGGUAGUCAGAGGAGCUGGUUGCUUGUAGCCUGCUGUGUUCUGAAACAAUAAAAUGGACUCAUUAUUUCA
Messenger RNA from Nerophis lumbriciformis (worm pipefish), 3332 nucleotides. It is a transcript of the gene ctnnb1, whose product is annotated as catenin (cadherin-associated protein), beta 1. Lineage: Eukaryota; Metazoa; Chordata; Actinopteri; Syngnathiformes; Syngnathidae. Gene Ontology annotation, molecular function: cadherin binding. The record is from RefSeq and is a predicted model, not a curated record. Gene Ontology annotation, biological process: cell adhesion.